AUGGACCCCUUAGAAGAACAGAAGCAGGAGAUCGAAGUGCUCCAGUCCAUUUAUCCCGAUGAAUUAGAGCUCGUUUCGCCAACACAGUUUUCCAUUAAUGUGGCGCUAGAAACUGUCUCAGAUACAAAACAUACGCUUGUUCUUGGAGUGGAGUAUCCGCCAAAGUACCCAGAAGAGGCUCCUAGACUCAAUAUUAAAGCAUUUUCGGAAGCGCCCGAAGAAGAAGAGAAUGACAGUGACAGUGACGAUGACACAGAAAAGUUUGUUAGUUUGGCCGAGACCAUCGAGCUAGAAAAAACUGACUUGGCGCAGUUGUUGGCCAAGCUUCAGGAGGAAGCAGAACUCAAUCUCGGGAUGCCAUCUGUUUUUGCAUUGGUGGCACUACUCAAAGAUGAGGCAGAAAUCUUGUUCCAGCAAAAAGUGGACAGUGCACAGCAAGAGUAUGAUGAGAAACUUUUAGCACAAGAACGAGAGGAGCAAAAGAAGUUUCACGGUACCAAAGUGACCAAGGAGUCGUACGCUGAAUGGCGCAAAAAGUUCCGUGAAGAGAUGCAGUUUGAACUCAAGGACAAGAAACGCUACGAAGAAAUGCAUAACGGAAAAAUGACCGGACGCGAAAUAUUCGAGAAGGGCUUGGCCGGAACGGAAGACGACUUGGCCGAGUUGGCCGACGCCGUGGCCAAGACUGAGUUGUGA
Clavispora lusitaniae ATCC 42720 is the source of this 696-nucleotide messenger RNA. It is a transcript of the gene GIR2, whose product is annotated as Gir2p. Gene Ontology annotation, molecular function: protein binding. The record is from RefSeq and is a predicted model, not a curated record. NCBI's taxonomy places the organism in Eukaryota, Fungi, Ascomycota, Pichiomycetes, Serinales, Metschnikowiaceae. Gene Ontology annotation, biological process: cytoplasmic translation.